ACAACACAACUCUAUAAAUACUGGUCCUUUUGUGUGAACCAUCUCUGAACUCUUGGGGAAUAGCUCGACUCCUCGGGACCUGUCUGUACUCAGGUUGGAGUGUGUGAUACUCAGGUUGACGUGUGUGAGGUCAGGAACAAUCAGUGGACAGUGUGUGUGUGAGGAACUAUUCAGUCAAGAUGGUUUCCCAGGGGAUCCAGAUCAUGGGCAUCAUCAUGUCGUUGAUCGGCUGGUUGAUGGUCAUCAUUGUGUGUGCCCUGCCUAUGUGGAAGGUCACAGCCUUCAUCGGAGCCAACAUCGUCACGGCCCAAACCAUCUGGGAGGGAAUGUGGAUGAACUGUGUUGUGCAGAGCACUGGCCAGAUGCAGUGUAAGGUCUACGACUCCAUGCUGGCACUACCCCAGGACCUCCAGGCCGCCAGAGCAAUGAUCAUCAUCUCCAUCCUGACAGGUAUCUUCGGCAUCUGCCUGUCGAUUGCAGGGGGGAAAUGCACCAACUGCAUAGCAGAGGAGGGAUCCAAGGCUAGAGCCUGUAUUGUGGCUGGAGUCCUCUACAUCAUCUCAGGCAUCCUCUGCCUCAUCCCAGUGUCCUGGUCAGCCAACACCAUCAUCAGGGAUUUCUACAACCCCAUGCUGAUCGAGGCCCAGAGGAGGGAACUGGGGGCGUCUCUGUAUAUAGGCUGGGGUGCUGCAGCACUGCUGCUGAUGGGAGGGGGGCUGCUGUGCUGGAACUGUCCCCCCAAGCAGGACCGCCACUAUCCGGCCAAGUUCUCUCAGGUCAGAUCCACCUCCUCCGGACCCAUGCAAUAUGUCUGAGAUGUUCAUGUCAGUGUCAUGUUAAGAUCUACUUAAUCAAAUUGAAUUUAAAUGAGGACACUAAAGACAGUUCUCAUAACAAAAACUGUGAGAGUUUUAAAUCACAAAGAACUUGAAUGGGUUUGUUGAGUUAAAAUAAUGUUACGAGUUAUGUUAUAAUUAUAAUAUAAGUAUUUUAGUUUUUUUUAAACAGCUGAUGUUCUCUACUACUGAAGUACCUUGUUAAUAUCCUUUAAUGUCAGAUUAAAUCCAUGAGGUUAGGAAUACUGUAUAUCAAGUUAUGUCUCCAUUUUGGCACUGUCUUAACAUUGUUCCUGUGAUUAAAACAAGUGUGUCAUUAUUGUAAAUAAACUGUACAAUAUAAAUAUAA
Oncorhynchus tshawytscha (Chinook salmon) is the source of this 1185-nucleotide messenger RNA. Its product is annotated as claudin-4. The record is from RefSeq and is a predicted model, not a curated record. Gene Ontology annotation, biological process: bicellular tight junction assembly; cell adhesion. Gene Ontology annotation, molecular function: structural molecule activity. Gene Ontology annotation, cellular component: bicellular tight junction; plasma membrane. The transcript has a single exon. The coding region runs from base 180 to 815 and encodes 211 amino acids. NCBI's taxonomy places the organism in Eukaryota, Metazoa, Chordata, Actinopteri, Salmoniformes, Salmonidae.